Molecule: messenger RNA, 1814 nt
Organism: Onychostoma macrolepis
Lineage: Eukaryota; Metazoa; Chordata; Actinopteri; Cypriniformes; Cyprinidae
Product: microfibril-associated glycoprotein 4-like
Exons: 6
Coding region: 555-1502 (315 amino acids)
Biological process (GO): elastic fiber assembly
Molecular function (GO): protein dimerization activity
Source: RefSeq, a predicted model, not a curated record
UAACAUUCAAUAUUAUUAGCUUACACAUCAAUGCUUAUUUGACCCAUUGGUGGUCCUACAGUGUUCGAGAUAGAGCCUCCAAAUUUGCUGUGGUUAAUGAUUAAGCUUUCCUCUAUCGACAUACCAAUUUUUACAACAUUCAACCAAACAGUUCUAUGGAAUGUCAAAAACUUCCUUUCAAUAACAAUAAUAAUAAAAAUAAUACAGAUGUAGUGAUUUGUGGCCAAGGAACUGCAAGCACAGCAAAUACAACAUGUGACUGCAGGUUUAACUUGCAUUUUAUUUGCAUACAAAAUGCAGACCUUCAUAAUGUAAAUUUCUUCUGUAACACAGAGGAGGAGCCUGAGAAUCUGACAGAUAUAGAGUGUUUGUGUCAGACUGAAGAACACAAACGGUGAGUUCCUGUUUAAUUCUUCAUUUACCGCACAAAACAUUCAGACAUUUACGCAUCUUUAAAAAAAUGUCAAAGUAUAUAUAGUAUGAAAAUGUUUCUGUUAAUUUUUGUGUAGAUAAAAUAAAUUUCUGCUGUGAUUUACUGAGGAGAGAUUGUGAAGAUGGCAAUGAUUGUGUUUUUGGUCAUUCUUCUGGUGGUUUUUCUGAUGAGUGGAUGCAGUCAGAAUGUAGAUAAGCCAGUUGACUGUUCUGAUGUUUAUAACUCAGGAAAAACAGUCAGUGGGAUUUACUCCAUCUAUCCAGCAGGUGACAUUCCUGUCUGGGUUUACUGUCAGAUGAUCUCAGAUGGGAACGAUGAAGACAAAGGAGGAUGGACGGUGAUUCAGAGGAGAAUGGAUGGCAGUGUGAAUUUCUAUCAGGCGUGGCAUCAGUACAAGAGAGGAUUUGGGAAUAUGGAGAGUGAAUACUGGCUGGGGCUGGACAACAUGUACCAGCUGACACGCAACAGGAAUUACAAGCUGAGAGUGGAUCUGGAGGACUUUCAAGGAAAUAAAGUUUUCGCUCAGUACUCGUCUUUCUCUGUGGGUCCUGAAGCUGACGGGUAUAUACUGCAUGUUUCAGGAUUCACUGAUGGAGGAGCUGGUGACUCUUUAUCUGUCCAUAAUGGAUUCAUGUUCUCCACCUUUGACAAGGACCAAGACAGCAGUUCACAUAACUGUGCUAAAAAGUAUCUUGGGGCAUUUUGGUACAUGUCCUGUCACCAUACAAACCCCAACGAUACUUUGACUGCAGAAGUUGAGGCCACUGCAGGCGGAGACAUGCUGAAUUGUGACGUUGGCGGUGAUGCAAUCACAAACUCUCCUGCCAAAUGUCCACGACGUCUAGCCCGCUAUCGAGCCCAUAAGCACCAGAGCUACUCAGCUAAGGAUUCAAACAUUCAAACUCUAUACCAGAGUUUACUCUAUAUGUUGUCUAUACCAGCAUCCUCUGCACCAGUAGAGCGUGUCUUUAGUAAAGGUGGCAUCAUCAUGAGACCACAUCGUGCCCGCUUGACUCACAAAAUGGUCACAGAACUUGUAUUUCUGAAAAGCAAUAUGGCCCUGAUUUAGUGCCCUGUCUGUGUAAUACAGUACGUUGUAUUUUCAGUGUUCAUUGCAGUUCACGUUAAAAAGUUACCAUAACAGAGCGCUGUUCUGAAAAAUGUUUCUUGUCAUUGAUAGACAGAUAAGUAAAAGUAAUGAAGAAUUAAGCUUGUUGUUAUGACUACUAAUUAUUUUCUGUUUUCUGCAUCCUCUAAAUGUGGGACAGGGGCAUCAAAUAAUUGAAGUGUCAGUUGUUGAACUGGAAGACACAAUAGAGAUAGAAUAAUGAAACAGGUUAAUUUGUAUUUUUAUAAACUUGUAAUUUAAUAAAAGUUUUAC